CGGAUCAAUCGAUCACCUCUCCCCUCCUGCGUCCAUUGCCUCACAUAAUCUAGAUGUCGGUUUGAUAUACCACACGGAGCCAUGUCGUCGCUGAAGAUCGAGCGGGACACGGUCACCGAGACCGUUAAGAACGCCGUCACCGACCAUGCCGUGAACAAGGGCGGCUUCGUCGGCUCUGCCGCUGCCGCCGUCGCCGAGGCCGCUCAUGGGCAGCUGCCCGGCACCAGCGGCAAGCAUCCCAUCUCGGCCGUCGUCGGCACCGCCCUCACCGGCGGCAGGAAGAACGCCGGCACCAAGGGCUAUCUUGCUGCCUAUCUGCAGCAACUAGAGGACCACCCCCUGCGCACCAAGAUGCUCACGGCCGGCACCCUGGCCGGCAGCCAGGAAUUGCUCGCCUCAUGGCUGGCCAAGGACCGCAACAAGCACGGCAACUACUUCACAUCCCGCGUGCCCAAGAUGGCGGCCUACGGCGCCCUCGUCAGCGCUCCCCUGGGCCACUUUUUGAUCUGGGUCUUGCAAAAGAUCUUUAGCGGGCGCACCAGCCUGCGAGCCAAGAUCCUGCAGAUCCUCGUCAGCAACCUGAUCAUCGCGCCCAUCCAAAACACAGUCUACCUCGUCGCCAUGGCGCUCAUCGCGGGUGCAAAGACGUUCCACCAGGUCAAGGCGACGGUGCGCGUCGGCUUCUGGCGUGUGAUGCGCGUGAGCUGGAUCACCAGCCCCAUCUGCUUAGCCUUCGCGCAAAAGUUCCUACCCGAGAACACCUGGGUGCCCUUCUUCAACCUCGUGUCCUUCAUCAUCGGCACCUACAUCAACACCGUCACCAAGAAGAAGCGCCUCGCCGCCCUGCGCAAGAAGCACUUUGGCGACAGCCGUGACAGCCGCGCGCCCGGCGGCUCCUCUGUUGUUGGCGGGCCCCGUCCGGGUGGCGUCGGUCCGGAAGACUACCCGCCUCUGGGACCCAACCCUCCGUACUAAGUUCGGCAAUGCCUAAAGGGGUUUUCGGUUUGGUGUGGGGAGACUUGAGAGGUGGGGAAUGAAAAUUUGACCACGGUGGCUCCCUGAUGCGUCGCGUUCUCUUCUAAGAGGAUGGCAGCGCAGACUACAGAUAUGGGGUCACGCGUGCCAAGUGCUGAUGACGGCUUGUGAAUGUUUUGACGGGCGCGGCUCCUUUGCGGGAGUUCAGGAGGGCGGGAUACCUGUAUAAUGUUGGUUGUUAUGUGAUUUAACGUCAGAUAUGGUUGGAAUAUUUGGUGAUGAGUAGAUGAAUACAAGAGCUUGGAUACCUCGUAAGCACAGGUCCCUAAAAUAUGGCCUUGAUCCUAAAUCACAUGCUUCUUGGUUUUUCGGGAUGACGUUGGACUAGCCAACCCAAGCAGCCAU
Molecule: messenger RNA, 1380 nt
Organism: Parathielavia appendiculata
Lineage: Eukaryota; Fungi; Ascomycota; Sordariomycetes; Sordariales; Chaetomiaceae
Exons: 4
Coding region: 82-975 (297 amino acids)
Cellular component (GO): membrane; cytoplasm
Source: RefSeq, a predicted model, not a curated record